Molecule: messenger RNA, 237 nt
Organism: Prunus armeniaca (apricot)
Lineage: Eukaryota; Viridiplantae; Streptophyta; Magnoliopsida; Rosales; Rosaceae
Source: the annotation of a GenBank genome assembly
AUGGACGUCUUUCUCUUCUUCUCUGCUCUUUCAGGGCCUCAAAAAACCCAAAUUCUUGGUUUCGGUUCUGAGUUUUUUCACAUACUUCCUCCUCAUUCUCAAUCCUCUCACAGACAGAAUUCCAGCUUUUGUUUAGGUGUUUCUGCGAUUUCCAAUUCGGGUCUGUGUGCAAAACGAGUGAUUCUAAGGCCGUUGAAUUGUGUAUUGCUUGUUAUUGUCCAGAUUGCAACGGACUGA